AAAGAACAAUGAUGAGAAAGGGAUUAUGGAGUUUCCAAUAAGUGACGUGGGUGAGGAGCUAAUUGGAGAUUUUGUAAAGAGACAAUGAGGAGUUAUAGCAAUACCACUCACCCCUCAUCAUGACGUCGAUUAUAAGUUCCACAAUCACAAACUUAAAUUAGUGUCAUCAUUAUCUUCAUCUCAAGAAGAAGAAAAUAGUGAUGAUGAUGGAGAAGAUAAAAAAUCGGAAUUAAUAUGUGAUGGGUGCAUUACUCCAAUAUUCAGCCGCAACCAAAGAUCAUCGUCGUCGUCGUCAUCAUCAUCAUCAUCAUCAUCAUCAUCAUCAUCAUCAUCAUCAUCAUCAUCAUCAUCAUCUUCAAGUAGUAACUACUAUUAUAUGAGUUGUAGUAGUGGAUGCAAUUACAAUCUUCACAUGGAGUGCUUCCACUUGCCACCUCGCCUCCCCUCCAUUCGACUCCACCACCAACCUGGUCACGACCUAAUUCUCGAAUCUUCUGACAAACUCGGAUUUGAUUAUUGUCACGUGUGUGCCUUCACUUCGAGUGGGUUGUACUAUGCUUGUAUAGGAUGCAAGUUUAAAGCAGACAUCAAGUGCACUUCUCUGCCGGACACCAUAUAUCACACAGCUCACCCACAACAUCCCCUCAACCUUGUCUCUCACAAUGAUGUUCAUCAGAAACAACGUCACCAAUAUUAUUGUGGUGCUAAUUGUGGUGGCCGCUCAUCUAGUUUUGAUUGUUACGCGUGCAGCAGCUGUGAGUUCAUUGUGCACAUUCGAUGCGCUAUGCUGCCGGCAUCAUUCACCAGCUGUAGAUGGGACAAGCACCACCCGCUGCCAUUGACAUACAACGCCAAUCUCAACCAUCCAGGUGAAUUCUACUGUGAUAAAUGUGAAAGAGAAAUGAAUCCCAAGAGUUGGAUGUAUCACUGCCGCCACUGCGAUAUAUCCUUCCAUCCUCGUUGCUUUAAAACCAGAUUCGGUUGGUAUAGUAACAUCAGGUUCGGAAAGGAAUAUGUGAAUGCGGCAGCUCACCCACACCCUCUUGUCUCUCAACUUCUCACCACAAAACGCCGCUGCAACCUUUGUCGUAAUGAUAGGUAUGAAUUGCCUGGAUUUCACUGUGAAUCAUGCAACUUCUUCAUUUGCCGUGACUGUGGUAAAAAAAUGAUCGGAGAUGGUGACAUGAAGGCCGCUGAUUGACGAAAAUUCAGAGAUCAUCAUGUUUUAUCUCUUUCUUGUAUUUCUUAUGUUUUGUCUCAUCGUUUUGUGUGUGUUUGUUGUU
Messenger RNA from Salvia miltiorrhiza (redroot sage), 1283 nucleotides. Its product is annotated as protein VACUOLELESS GAMETOPHYTES-like. NCBI's taxonomy places the organism in Eukaryota, Viridiplantae, Streptophyta, Magnoliopsida, Lamiales, Lamiaceae. The record is from RefSeq and is a predicted model, not a curated record. Bases 377 to 1201 code for a protein of 274 amino acids. The transcript has a single exon.